Molecule: messenger RNA, 753 nt
Organism: Alternaria burnsii
Lineage: Eukaryota; Fungi; Ascomycota; Dothideomycetes; Pleosporales; Pleosporaceae
Exons: 2
Coding region: 1-753 (250 amino acids)
Source: RefSeq, a predicted model, not a curated record
AUGGCUGAACAGAGUGACAAACCUUAUACGCUCCAACUCAGCACCAAGAUAUGUGAUCGUCUGCCACGCGAACUUCGCGACCGAAUAUACUCACUCCUGGACCUUGACCAGGAGACUAAACGAUCCAAACCAAUCGACGAUUUCGUCAAAGACCAGUGUUGCGAACAAUUCUCUCGAGAAUGCCUACUUUGGUACUACGAGAACGUGCCGCAGAUGCUAUAUCGGCCCUGGUAUUACGAGGACAUUGAACAAUUCAUGCGACUUUAUCCCAAAGUCAAGAAAAUUCCAGGCUUGAUUAUUGUCUUGGACGCAGGCCAGCCAGACUUUGAAUUUGAGGAGCUCACAGAUGCGAUGGACAAGCUCAAGGCUACCGGUCACUUUGAUGACCUCAACAGAGACUUUAAAGUCCGUGUUUACAUCGAUAUAGCACAUCACGCCAUGUGGCGUAGUAUGAAUCCGAAUGUUGAGCAGGCUAUCCUAUUUUCUCAACGCAUCCUCCAGUAUUUCAGCACGCGCAUCAAGGACGCUUUGUGUUUCGUGCGGUUGAUGGAAGCCGAGGAAACCGAUAUCAGAGAAGUGGGUGUGGACGUUACAAAGUUCAUGGAGGAGCCAAUGAACGGUAUACUAGAAAGAUUUGGAGUUCUCGUGGUUAUGGGGACGGAAUAUUCGCCCCCACGGUAUGUAGAGGUUGAGAUCUCAGUAGUACCCUAUUAUAGAGUUAACAUGCUACAGAUGGAUCGAACAGCCUUUUAG